UAGAUCCCACGCGAGCUGAGCCGUAGUCACUCCAGCUGCCCGGCAAGCACCAUUGAGAGAGGAAAUCUCUCAAGGGUGGCUUGACCUGGGAUAUUAGUUAACUGGAAGACAUUGAGGUGUUUGCAUACUGAUUCUUUUUUCUUUUUCUUUUCUUAUCAUCUUGGCAAUCUAGAAACAGACAGAGUAAACAAUGUCGGAGAACAGCAGAAACUCAGAUCAAGAAGACACGCUCAGCGAAGAGCUCAAUGAAGACGAAAUCCUGGCCAACUUGUCCCCUGAAGAGCUGAAGGAACUACAGUCCGAGAUGGAAGUCAUGGCCCCUGACCCCCACCUUCCUGUGGGGAUGAUCCAAAAAGAUCAAACCGACAAGGCGCCCACAGGAAACUUUGACCAUAAAUCUCUUGUCGAUUACAUGUAUUUACAGAAGGCGUCCAGACGCAUGCUGGAAGACGAACGAGUUCCUGUCAGUUUUGUGCAGUCUGAGGAAAACACUCAAAACCAGCAUGAAGCAAGAGACAAAGGCAUUAAAAACAUGCCCCAGUUUUUAAAAGAAAAGCUCAAUAGUGAAAUAGUUGCAAAUAAAAGAGAAUCAAAUGGGAGCAACAAUGUACUAGAAGCAGAAGAAGACGAAGAGGAUGAGGAUGAAGAGGAUGAGGAUGAGGAGGAUGAGGAUGAAGAUAAUGAGGAUGAAGAAGACGAAGAAGCCAAAAGAGAAAAAAACGAAGCAGAGGAACAAAUCCACAACAGUACAGGCACCUGGCAGCAGCCGACUACUAAAGCGCUGGAAGAACAAAAAGAUGCACCGGAAACCAAAGAAAAAAGUGAGAAGAAAAUAGCUAAAUUAGACCCUAAGAAAUUAGCUCUAGAUACCAGUUUUCUGAAGGUCAGUGCAAGGCCUUCGGGGAACCAGACAGACCUAGAUGGAAGCCUGAGACGAGUGAGACAGAACGACCCUGACGUGAAGGAACUCAACCUGAACAACAUUGAAAAUAUCCCUAAAGAAAUGUUACUGGACUUCGUCAACGCAAUGAGGAAAAACAAACACAUCAAGAGCUUCAGUUUAGCCAACGUCGGCGCAGACGAGAGUGUAGCGUUUGCCUUGGCCAAUAUGUUGCGCGAGAACAGGAGCAUCACCACACUCAAUAUCGAGUCCAACUUCAUCACAGGGAAGGGCAUCGUGGCCAUCAUGAGGUGCCUCCAGUUCAAUGAGACGCUAACCGAACUUAGGUUUCACAACCAGAGGCAUAUGCUGGGCCACCACGCCGAAAUGGAAAUAUCAAGGCUUCUGAAGGCCAACCACACUCUGUUGAAGAUGGGCUACCAUUUCGAGCUUCCGGGUCCCAGAAUGGUGGUUACUAACCUGCUUACCAGGAACCAGGAUAAACGGAGGCAGAAAAGACAAGAGGAACAGCAGCAGCAGCAACUUAAAGAGCAGAGAAAGCUGAUAGCUAUGCUGGAGAAUGGGUUGGGGCUGCCCCCUGGGAUGUGGGAGAGGCUGGGAGGACCUAUGCCUGAUCCCAGGAUGCGAGAGUUCUUCCAGCCUUCACCUGGGCGGCCCCUGCCUGCUCAGGAAGUCCCCUUCGGUGGAAGAAAGGAAACAAUCAAACACCCGCCACCGCAACCUCCACAGUGCAAGACAGAGCCUGACUCAUUCAGGGUGGUGAAGCUCAAGAGAAUUCAGCGCAAGUCUCGAAUGCCGGAAGCCAGAGAGGCACCGGAGAAAACCAACCUCAAAGAUGUAAUCAAAACCCUCAAGCCAGUGCCGAGAAAUAGGCCACCCCCGCUGGUGGAAAUCACACCUAGAGACCAGCUCUUGAAUGACAUCCGACACAGCAACGUUGCCUACCUAAAACCCGUGCAGCUGCCAAAGGAACUGGAGUAAGAGGCAACAGAAUCAUCUAGAAGAGCAAGAUCUCAGCUGGAGGCUGUGUCACUAACACUGCAGGUGACAACUAGGAACGUGGCUCCAUCCCAGCUGGGGAUGGCUUGGGCUGUGACAAGACACAGGCAAAAGAGGAAGGGGAAGGAAACAAAAUAUCUGUGAUCACAGGCAACAUGUUCCUGUUGGAAGAGUUUGGCUGCCUUGGGUGAAAAUUGUAGAGUGAUGCUUCUAGAAGCAGAAGUUAACUUUUUUUUUUUUUUUUUUGGUAAACACUCACUUUACUAUUGUUUUCCU
Molecule: messenger RNA, 2176 nt
Organism: Acomys russatus (golden spiny mouse)
Lineage: Eukaryota; Metazoa; Chordata; Mammalia; Rodentia; Muridae
Gene: Lmod3
Product: leiomodin 3
Exons: 3
Coding region: 191-1882 (563 amino acids)
Biological process (GO): pointed-end actin filament capping; myofibril assembly; muscle contraction
Cellular component (GO): striated muscle thin filament; myofibril
Molecular function (GO): tropomyosin binding
Source: RefSeq, a predicted model, not a curated record